AUUAACACCAUGUUAGCACGUCUUCUCUUGCGGAGGACUACUGGUCUAUCCUGGAGGUUGAACCCCCCAGCUAGACUUGUUGGCCAGCAGCAUAGAACGUUUUCCUCGAUCAAUAACCAUUUGGCAUUCAGAAACUCCACUGUGUUGAAGAACCAGAAGAAAGACGACAGUGAAGUGAACGACGAUAAAAAGAAGGCAGAGAAGCCCACAAAGCCGGAAGAGUCCACCGAAGUCGACCCAGAUACCCAAAAGAAGGACAAAAAGAAGGAUAUGGGCGACGAAGAGAAGGACAUACGUGAAGAAAUCAAGAAGCGAUUACAGAAGAAGAAUCCCAACAUCAACCUCAACAACAUAAAGGUGUAUCAGUUCGACCAGAAGUCGAUUGCCCGCUUCUUCAUCGGAACAUCCGUGUUGACCAUCCUCUUGACUAUGUACAUGUUGACCAAAAAUAAGGAAAAGAAUGAAUUGUCAUUCCAGGACUUCAAGAUCAAUUACCUUGAAAAGGGUCUCGUCACCCGCUUGACAGUCAUCAACAAGUUUGCUGUGCAAGCUGAAUUGAUCCGGGGCGCAGUUUCGGACCAAACAUUCCAAACUGCAGGCGGUACUCCAGCCGUCGUCUUCACCAUUGGCUCAGUCGAAUUUUUCGAAGAGGAAAUGAAGUUGAGUCAGGACAAGUUGGGAAUUCCAAUUGAAGAAAGAUUGCCCAUUUCGUACGAAGAGAGAGGCUCUUGGUUGAAUUACAUCAUCCCCAUUUUGCCUACUGUUUUAUUGAUUGGUGGUUUAUGGUAUAUGACCAUGCGUAGAGCAGGACAGGCUGGUGGCGGUGCCGGAGGUGCUGGUGGGCCUGGAGGUAUCUUCAAAAUUGGUAAGUCCAAGGCCAAGUUAUUCAACCAGGAAACCGAAGUCAAAAUCAAAUUCAAGGACGUUGCUGGAUGUGAAGAGUCUAAGGAAGAAAUCAUGGAAUUCGUGAAGUUCUUACAGGACCCAAAGAAGUACGAAAAAUUGGGAGCAAAGAUCCCUAGAGGAGCUAUCUUAUCUGGCCCUCCAGGUACUGGUAAAACUUUGUUGGCUAAGGCAACUGCCGGUGAAGCUGGUGUUCCAUUCUUGUCUGUUUCUGGUUCCGAAUUCGUGGAAAUGUUUGUUGGUGUUGGUGCCUCUAGAGUUCGUGACUUGUUCAAGACUGCCCGUGAAAUGGCCCCAGCCAUCAUUUUCGUUGAUGAAAUCGAUGCCAUUGGUAAGGAAAGAGGAAACGGAAAAAUGGGUGGUAACGAUGAAAGAGAAAACACCUUGAACCAAUUGUUGGUGGAAAUGGAUGGGUUUGAAGGCUCUGACCACGUUGUGGUCUUGGCUGGUACCAACCGUCCAGAUAUUUUAGAUAAGGCAUUAUUGAGACCUGGAAGAUUCGACAGACACAUUUCUAUUGACACUCCCGAUGUCGAGGGCCGGAAACAGAUUUUCAAGGUCCACUUGUCCAAGUUAACUUUGACAGCCGAUGAGGAGAUCAAGGCUAGUCAAAAGGAUCUUGAUUUCAGCAAGUAUCAAGAAUUGAAAGCAGAAGCCAUUGAGAACCUUGCAGGAAGAUUGAGUGCUUUGACUCCCGGUUUCGCUGGUGCAGACAUUGCUAACUGUUGUAAUGAAGGUGCCUUGAUCGCAGCCAGAGAGGAUGCCACCUCGGUGGACAUCUACCAUUUCGAACAAGCUAUCGAGAGAGUUGUUGCUGGUUUGGAAAAGAAGUCUAGAAUCUUGAGUCCUGAAGAGAAGAAAACCGUGGCCUACCACGAGGCUGGACAUGCUAUCUGUGGCUGGUUUUUGGAGUUUGCCGAUCCUUUGGUCAAGGUCUCCAUUAUUCCAAGAGGUCAAGGAGCUUUGGGCUAUGCCCAGUACUUGCCUAAGGACCAAUAUUUGGUUUCCCAGGAACAAUUUAGACAUAGAAUGAUCAUGACAUUGGGAGGCAGAGUCAGUGAAGAACUUCAUUUCGACACUGUGACCAGUGGUGCAUCAGAUGAUUUCAAGAAGAUCACCCAGAUGGCCCAACAGAUGGUGUUAAAAUUGGGAAUGUCUGAUAAGGUUGGACACAUCUAUUACGAUAGUGGAGAUGAUGGUAGCGGGUUCAAAGUUCACAACAACUACUCUCAAACCACCGCCAAAUUGAUUGACGACGAAGUCAAGAGACUCAUUGAUGAUGCUUACGAUGCCUGUCACACCCUCUUGACUGAAAAGCUUGAAUUGGUCGACAAGGUUGCCGAGGAGUUGUUCAAGAAGGAAGUGUUGACUAGAGAAGACAUGAUCAGAUUGGUGGGUCCAAGACCAUUCCCUGAACGUAACGACGCAUUUGACAAGUAUAUCAAGGGCAAGGAUGCUUUCAAGGGAAAGCCAAAGGACUAGGUGCACGGCCAUAAGAGACCGAUGCUCAUAAAGGGAGUCUCUAGUGCUCCUUGCAAGAAACUGUACAUAGUAAUCAUGUAAUGCAUGGAAUAACGAGCUGA
Molecule: messenger RNA, 2486 nt
Organism: Suhomyces tanzawaensis NRRL Y-17324
Lineage: Eukaryota; Fungi; Ascomycota; Pichiomycetes; Serinales; Debaryomycetaceae
Gene: AFG3
Product: AAA family ATPase
Exons: 1
Coding region: 10-2385 (791 amino acids)
Biological process (GO): protein-containing complex assembly; mitochondrial protein processing
Cellular component (GO): membrane; m-AAA complex
Molecular function (GO): ATP binding; metalloendopeptidase activity; zinc ion binding
Source: RefSeq, a predicted model, not a curated record